Molecule: messenger RNA, 2129 nt
Organism: Ixodes scapularis (black-legged tick)
Lineage: Eukaryota; Metazoa; Arthropoda; Arachnida; Ixodida; Ixodidae
Product: cleavage and polyadenylation specificity factor subunit 6
Exons: 19
Coding region: 45-1952 (635 amino acids)
Biological process (GO): mRNA alternative polyadenylation
Cellular component (GO): mRNA cleavage and polyadenylation specificity factor complex
Molecular function (GO): mRNA binding
Source: RefSeq, a predicted model, not a curated record
GCUACGAACGGCAGCGAUUUGCGGCAUCCGGGAGGACGGUCAAAAUGGCUGACGGCGUUGAUAUUGAUUUGUACGCCGACGAUUUAGAGCAGGACUUUAAUCAGGACAACUACAAUGACCACGACCAGAAUGUGGACUUGUACGACGACGUCAUCGCUGCUCCAUCCAGCGACGGCAACUCGGAUGAGGUUGGCGGGAUGAUGGGACAGAACCAGGGAAACCACCACCUUCCUGCGAAGCGAGUGGGAAUCUACAUUGGGAAUUUGACCUGGUGGACCACCGACCAAGACGUCACCGACGCCAUCAGCGCCGUCGGAGUCAACGAUGUGUUAGACAUCAAGUUUUUUGAGAACAGAGCCAAUGGCCAGUCGAAGGGGUUUUGCAUUGUAACCCUUGGAUCGGACAGCUCUUUCCGAGCGGUCAUGGACAAGCUUCCAAAAAAAGAGCUUCAUGGCCAGAACCCCGUGGUGACCCCCUGCAGCCGACAGCACCUGAACCACUUUGAGAUGCAGAGCCGUAAGCCUACCCAGGCCUCGUCGCAGUCGCGCGAACAUGACGAGUUCUACCGUGGGGAGCGCCGCACCGAUCGCUACGUCGGCAAGUACGAGCGAAACUCCGGUGGCUACGAAGGCAAAGGAGGUCGUGACCGGGGCGACCCGUACCACAUGGGGGGCAACGACCGGGGGCCCCCGUCGGGGAGGCUGGGGCCCCGUGGCCCCUCGCCCCAGGGACGUUCGGAGAGGAGCCGCCACAACCCGUUCCCCGGCCAGGGGCGCAUGCCCCCCGUGGGGCCCCCCCUGAUGGGGCAGGGACCCCCGCCCCCGCAGUUCAACCCCGACUUUCCACCGCCGCCAAUGCGCAUUGGAGGACCCCCAGGCCCCCCGCCGGUCCAUCCCCCGGGACCGCCCCCUCCGCUCAGAGGUCCGCCCCCGCAAGGUGGACCCCCCGGGGCCCCGCCCCCGAUUUCACUCCAGGGACCUCCCCCACCCCAGGGUGCAAUGCCUCCACGCACUGGCCCACCCCCGGGACUGCUGCGCAUGCCCCCUCCCAGGGGACCUCCCCCUCCGCUGGGGGCCCCCAGAGGUCCAUCACUGAUGCCCGACCAUAGGGGACCGCCCCCCGUCACGUCGGACUGGGAGAGACCGCCCGGCAUGCACUCACUGCCGCCGGUGUCUCAGCCUCCUCCACACACCCCCGGAGGGGUGCCACCGGGUCCCGCACCCCCGGGCAUGCCACCAAACAGACUGCCACCACCCGUGGUGCCGGCCCCCAACGUUCCACCGCCUGCUCCGCACGUGAACCCGGCGUUCUUCCCGCAACACGCUGGCCUGCCCCCUCCCCCAACUUCGUCGCAGCCGUCUGACCCCUACGGACGGCCUCCCCCGGCGCCCUACACGCAGGACUACCGCGGACACACCAACGACAGCCUGCCCUAUUCGAUCGAUCCGAGGAAUAUGUUACCCGGAACCACGUCUAUGUCUUCCAGGUCCCGGGGUUACAGGCAAGAUUCCCUAAACCCUCCGAUCAACGAGGCAGAGUUUGAGGAGAUCAUGUCGCGGAACCGCACCGUGUCGAGCAGCGCCAUCGCUCGGGCAGUGGCAGACGCCAGCGCAGGCGAGUUUGCCAGUGCCAUCGAGACGCUGGUGACGGCCAUCUCACUCAUCAAGCAGUCCAAAGUUGCUAACGACGACCGCUGCAAGAUUCUGAUCAGUUCACUGCAGGACACCUUGCACGGGAUUGAGUCAAAAUCCUACAGUUCGAGGAGCAAGGAUCGACCUCGCUCGAGGGAGCGGGACAGGUCCCGAGAACGGUCGUCGCGCCGAGAGAAGUCCAGCCGCCGGGACCGGUCGCGCAGCAGAGAGCGCGACUACCGGGACCGCAGCCGAGAGAGGGACCGCUACCACGAGGACCGCUACCGGGACAAGGAGAGGGAGCACCGCAGCCGCCACUGAGCGCGGGCGGCGGCAAGAGCAUUCGAGACUCGUGGCUGGAACGUCAGCAGUGGAAGGAGCAUGACGGCUGCACUAUUUUGAUAUCCUUCUCAAGCCGUGUACCAAUCAGUGUGUGUUUGGGAACCGAGGCUGGAAAUGUACCCAUCGUGUCAUUAAAACAAAAAUGUCUGUGUUCAA